UCAUUCUACGUUGUAGAAGGAUACAAACCAUAAUUUUUUAUGUUCUGUCUAUAGCUGUAUAUAUUAGAAAUCAUGUUUAAACUAACUGCCUUAUUGGUAGGCAUGGCUUCGGUUUUACAUAGAACAACAGGAAUGGAAUGCGUUCGUUGUGUAGAUGUCAAAACUGAUAUCAGUAAAGCUCAUAACUUAGAGAAAAUCAAAAACAAUAUUGCCGAUUUUUCAAAUCUUAGGAGGUCAGAAUGUGUAAAGACAAUAUCAAAUGCAGCAAACACAAACCUCCUCUCAUGUAAACCAUCUUCAGCUCUACAAAGAGAACACAAAUGUGGGACCAUCAUCGGUGAUGUUGUCCUGCAUCAAGCAUACUUGCAAGUAGAAAUACCUACGACUGUUUCAAUCAGUGGAUGCUUAGAUGUUGAAAACGGAACAGAGGCUGGUUGUUACGAAGACCUGACUAUGCUAAAUGAAAAUAAAGAGUUCAUAAAAAAUUUCCUAAACCAGACAAUAAGACAUCUGAAUAUGCAAUCAGGCGAUUUUACUACAGGACAGAUUUGUAUUACAAGGACGCCUUUUGAGACCGGUGGUAAUGAAGAAGCACAGAACAAAUCCGCACCAAUAUCUACUGGGUACGGCAAGAAUACGUCCGUGAUAUCUAGGUUCAAAUUAGUUUUGACAUUGUCAUCCCUGUUUGUCUACUUUGCUGUGUUAUAGAAUUACAAGUUUCAAAAACCGUUGAAUUUGAAACUGACAAUAUUCAGAUUUUAUAAAAUUGCAUAUUUUUGUAUGUAUGAUAGCUUUUAACAUACAUCUACAUGUAGGUGAAUCAGUUUGU
Molecule: messenger RNA, 829 nt
Organism: Mytilus trossulus (common blue mussel)
Lineage: Eukaryota; Metazoa; Mollusca; Bivalvia; Mytilida; Mytilidae
Exons: 3
Coding region: 73-708 (211 amino acids)
Source: RefSeq, a predicted model, not a curated record